AACUCCGUCAGAUUCAUCACAGACUCUUCAUUUCUCAUCGCUCGGCUCAUUCCACGAGUAGUAAUUACUGCUCUUAGUCUAGGCGGCGGUUGUUGUUGACCUGAUUCUUGGUUGAGCUUACAUUCUGCCGGUCCGCUAAACAACUCCUAUGACACCGGAGGCCAAAAGACAAAAUAAGCAUGUGAAUGUGUAAAUGCACCGAGAUCUCCGAGUCCAACAACACAUUUCAAUCCUACCUCAGCCCCGUGGGGUUUCUUUAAUAUUUCUUCUUUAUAAUCAGCCGAGAAUUGCGAUAAAGCCUCUGUCUGAUUUUAUUCUUUUUUCCUUUUUCAUUAUCAUUUGGUGGUGUAUAUUAUACUUUGUCGCAACAACCAAAUAUAUAUCGUCAGUGCUUGCGAUAGAUCACAAUGUCGCAGAAAGUGUCAAAAGAGCAAGUGGCUGUCCAUAACAAGUCUGAUAGCUUGUGGAUAGUCAUCGACGAAGAUGUCUAUGAUGUGACCAAGUUUCAGGAUGAGCAUCCUGGUGGCAAGAAGAUCUUGCAACGUGUCGCUGGCAAAGACGCUAGCAAGCAAUUCUGGAAAUACCACAAUGAAGGCAUCUUGAAAAAGUACAAGAGUCAGCUUCAAAUUGGAUCUCUUGAUACCAAAAAAGCUGCGGCACCUCCAGCACCUGCUGUUGCUCCUGCUCCUGCUCCUGCUGCACCCAGUGCAGCAAAGGCCAAAGCUAUUGCGGAUGCGAAACCCGCCAAGUCAGAGGCUCCUUUGGAGCCUUUUGGAGAUCUCAUUCCCUUUGCAGAUCCGUCAUGGUAUCAAGGUCAACACUCACCUUACUACAACGAGACGCACGCUGCUCUUCGCGCCGAGGUCCGGGAAUGGGUCGAAUCCGAAAUCGAGCCGUAUGUAACAGAAUGGGAUGAGGGAAAGAAAGUACCCGACAGCCUUUACAAGCAAAUGGGAGAACGCGGUUAUCUUGGCGGCUUGCUCGGUGUUCACUUCCCCGCUGAAUAUACCAAGUAUCGCGUCAAGUCGGUACCUCCAGAGAAGUGGGAUCACUUCCAUGAACUCAUUGUCACCGAUGAGCUCUCGCGCGCUGCUAGCGGUGGAUUGGUUUGGAACUUGAUUGGCGGUUUUGGUAUUGGAUGUCCACCGCUUGUGAAGUUUGGCAAGAAGCCGCUGCUAGACAGAAUUCUGCCCGGUAUAUUAGCAGGUGACAAGCGAAUUUGUCUCGCUAUCACGGAGCCUGAUGCCGGUAGUGACGUGGCCAAUUUGACUUGUGAAGCCAAGUUGAGUGAAGACGGGAAGCAUUACAUUGUUAACGGCGAGAAGAAAUGGAUCACCAACGGUAUCUGGUCUGACUACUUCACUGUUGCUGUCCGUACUGGAGGCGAGGGUAUGAACGGUAUCAGUGUUUUGCUUGUGGAACGCGAGAACGGCGGUGUCAGCACUCGUCGCAUGGACUGCCAAGGUGUCUGGAGCAGUGGUACUACUUAUAUCACUUUCGAAGAUACCAAGGUUCCUGUUGAGAACUUGAUUGGAAAGGAGAACCAGGGAUUCAAAGUCAUCAUGACCAACUUCAACCACGAACGUAUCGGUAUCGUCAUCCAAUCUCUCCGAUUCUCUCGCGUCUGCUACGAGGAAUCAGUCAAGUACGCCAACAAGCGCCGCACUUUCGGAAAGAAAUUGAUUGACCACCCCGUCAUCCGCAUGAAACUCGCGGACAUGGCCCGCCAAAUUGAAGCUGCCUAUAACUGGCUCGAGAACGUCGUCUAUCAAGCCCAAUCCAUGGAAGAAACCGAGGCCAUGCUCAAAAUGGGCGGUGCCAUUGCCGGUCUCAAAGCACAAUCUACAAAGACCUUCGAAUUCUGUGCCCGUGAAGCCAGUCAGAUCUUCGGUGGUCUUAGUUACAGCCGCGGCGGGCAAGGCGGUAAGAUUGAGCGUUUGUAUCGUGAUGUGCGCGCUUAUGCUAUUCCCGGUGGUAGUGAAGAGAUCAUGCUUGAUCUCAGUAUGCGUCAAAGCUUGAGGGUUUAUCAGAUGUUUGGUAUGAAGCUGUAGAGAGUAGUAGUUUUGGCUUUGAUACCCUCUCACUUUUGGCUUGGCUUGACUUGACUUGAGUUCUUCUUUGCAUUAUGCUUCAAUACGCACAUAUGUAUGUGCUCUGUUUUAUUCUUAUGACAGGUUUUGAUUGUCUGAAUAUGGUGGCUUGGAUGUGUAACCAGGUCCACUGUGUACUACCAAUUGACUUGCUUAACAGGUAUAGACUUAGAUGAAAUUCUUAACUUGAACGGUACGCAACAGUU
This is a messenger RNA of Talaromyces stipitatus ATCC 10500, 2296 nucleotides long. Its product is annotated as acyl-CoA dehydrogenase, putative. Bases 408 to 2051 code for a protein of 547 amino acids. The transcript has 5 exons. Gene Ontology annotation, molecular function: oxidoreductase activity, acting on the CH-CH group of donors; flavin adenine dinucleotide binding. NCBI's taxonomy places the organism in Eukaryota, Fungi, Ascomycota, Eurotiomycetes, Eurotiales, Trichocomaceae. The record is from RefSeq and is a predicted model, not a curated record.